Messenger RNA from Struthio camelus australis, 1353 nucleotides. The record is from RefSeq and is a predicted model, not a curated record. Lineage: Eukaryota; Metazoa; Chordata; Aves; Struthioniformes; Struthionidae.
AUGGCUCUGGCUCAGGGGGCAUGUGUGGUGCUGGGAGAUGAAGGCAGAGGGAGACCUGGGUGCUCCCUGAGCGCAGAAGGUGGGGGCCAGCUGCUAUGUCCUGCGCACACCUCCCUGCAGGCCCUGCUGCACCCCGGGGUGGGGGACAGGAUCCUCACUCGCAUUGGUGACUUACUAUUGCCACUGGUUGGAGGCAGGCGCUUGGGCUCAGCCAAUGCUGAGGGGUCUCUGGGCUGCGUGCAGAGCACAUUGGACACAUAUAGGACAGGAUCGGGGCAGGGAGGAACUGAUCCUGCCCCAGUGCUGAGCACUGCUCCCGCCGCUGUCCCAAUUACCCUGCUGUGCUCUGGUGCAUCGCAGCUAAUGUCCCGACGCAUUUACGGCCCCAUCUGGAAGUCGACCUUUGGGCAUUACGAGAACAUCAACAUUGGGAGCCCCGAGGUGCUGGAGCAGCUGCUGCGGCAGGAGGGCAAGUACCCGAUGAGGAGCGACAUGGCCCUGUGGAAGGAGCACCGGGACACCCGGCGCCUGCCCUACGGACCCUUCACCGAGGAAGGGGAGCGCUGGUACCGCCUGCGCCCGGGCCUCAACAAGGUGGUGUCGGACCUGAUGGUGCGGCUGCGGGAUGAGCGGAGCCGCAGCCCCUCGGGGGUGCUGGUGGGCGACAUGGCCAACCUGCUCUACCGCUUCGCCCUGGAAGGGAUCUCCUACAUCCUCUUCGAGACCCGCAUUGGGUGCCUGAAGCGGCAAGUCCCUGCCGAGACCCAGCACUUCAUCAACUCCAUCAACCUCAUGUUCAAGAACUCCAUCUUCGCCACCGUCCUGCCCCGAUGGACCCGGAAGGUGCUACCCUUCUGGGGCCGAUACCUGGACAGCUGGGACACCAUCUUCGCCUUUGGCAAGACCCUGAUUGAUCGUAAGAUGGAGGAGCUGGAGGGGCAGGUGGAGCGGGGCAAAGAGGUGUCGGGCUACCUGAGCUACCUGCUGGCCAGCGGCCGGCUGAGCCUGGAGGAGGUCUACGGCAGCGUGGCUGAGCUGCUGCUGGCCGGCGUGGACACGACCUCCAACACGCUGUCCUGGGCCUUGUACCUCCUCUCCCGGGACCCGUGCAUCCAGGAGGCCCUGUACCAGGAGCUGACGGCCAUCGUGCCCCCUGACCGGGUCCCGGGUGCUGAGGAUAUCCCCAAGAUGCCGCUGCUUCGUGCUGUUAUCAAGGAGACGCUGAGGAUCUACCCCGUGGUCCCCACCAAUGCCAGGGUCUUUUGGGAGAAGGACAUUGUCAUCGGAGACUACCUCUUCCCCAAGAACACCCUCUUUGUCCUGGCGCACUAUGCCAUGUCCCAUGACGAGACC